AUCGUCGGCGCCGGCCCCGCCGGCCUCGCCACCGCUGCGCGGCUGCAGCAGGCAAGGGUCCCCUUUGUGGUCUUCGAGCGUGAGGUGACGGCAGGGCACUCGUGGCGCACACGCUACCCGCGUCUGCAUCUUCACACCGUCGGCGCCUCCUCUCAACUGCCCGGCUGGCCUUUCCCCGACCACUUUCCGGAGUACGUCUCUGCGUCCGACCUCGCCGCCUACUACGACGGCUAUGCCCGCACCGUCCUCGCGCCGCACGUGCGCUACAACGCGACCGUCACCUCCGCCAAGCCGGCGGCCGACGGUAAAGGCUGGUCGCUCCGCGUGUCGAUCCGCACCGCCGACGGGGCCGUGCAGUGGCGGCGGUACGAGGCGGCCGCGCUGGUAGUGGCGACGGGACAGGAGGGAGCGCCCGUCAUCCCCCCAAUCGAGGGGCGGGAGAGCUUCGAAGGCGAGUCGAUGCACUCGGCGGCCUGGCGAGGUGGCGCGAAGUACGCGGGCAAGAAGGCGCUGGUGGUCGGGUUUGGCAAUUCGGGAGCGGAGGUUGCGCUGGACUUGUGGGAGCAGGGCGCGGCCGGCGUCACGGUGACGGCGCGCUCGCCGAUCCAUGUCCUCCCACGCUGGCUCUUUUCGCUCUACCCUCACGGCAUGCGCUCCCUCCUCUACUUUGAGCGCUUCCUUGCGCCCAUCUGGCUGAGCGACGCCGUCGGCGGCCUGCUCCAGCGGCUGCUCUACUCGGACCUGCCCUCCGCCGGGCUCCAGCUUAGCCGCGCCGGAGUCAAGAGCGAGCUGCUGCGGCACCACAGGGCGCCACUGCUCGACAUUGGCACCAUCGAGCUCGUGCGGCGCGGCGAGAUCAGCGUC
Messenger RNA from Emiliania huxleyi CCMP1516, 864 nucleotides. RefSeq lists its product as hypothetical. Gene Ontology annotation, molecular function: flavin adenine dinucleotide binding; monooxygenase activity. The transcript has a single exon. Lineage: Eukaryota; Haptophyta; Isochrysidales; Noelaerhabdaceae. The annotation marks the transcript as partial. The record is from RefSeq and is a predicted model, not a curated record.